Molecule: messenger RNA, 1917 nt
Organism: Helianthus annuus (common sunflower)
Lineage: Eukaryota; Viridiplantae; Streptophyta; Magnoliopsida; Asterales; Asteraceae
Product: T-complex protein 1 subunit zeta 1
Exons: 14
Coding region: 103-1710 (535 amino acids)
Biological process (GO): protein folding
Cellular component (GO): chaperonin-containing T-complex
Molecular function (GO): ATP hydrolysis activity; ATP-dependent protein folding chaperone; ATP binding
Source: RefSeq, a predicted model, not a curated record
UAGAUAUUAUGAACAAUCCAGAACCCCCUAAACCCUCCUCCCAGUCCCCAUUUCAUCGGCAGCGUGCAUAAUCGAUCCAGUUAAUUCAUAUCAGAAACAAACAUGUCUCUUCGAGUAUUGAACCCUAAUGCCGAAGUGUUGAACAAAUCGGCUGCACUUCAUAUGAAUAUUAAUGCUGCCAAGGGCUUACAAGAUGUUUUGAAGAGCAAUCUCGGCCCUAAAGGCACUAUUAAGAUGCUUGUUGGUGGAGCUGGAGAUAUUAAGUUGACUAAGGAUGGUAACACUUUGUUGAAAGAGAUGCAAAUUCAAAAUCCGACUGCAAUUAUGAUUGCAAGGACAGCUGUUGCACAAGAUGAUAUAAGUGGAGAUGGGACAACAUCUACAGUCAUCUUCAUUGGUGAGCUUAUGAAACAGUCGGAACGCUAUAUUGAUGAAGGGAUGCAUCCACGCGUUCUGGUCGACGGUUUCGAAAUUGCCAAAAGAGCAACGUUGCAAUUUCUUGAAAAAUUCAAAACUCCAGUUGUGAUGGGUGAAGAGCCAGACAAAGAGAUACUUAAGAUGGUUGCAAGGACAACGUUAAGAACAAAAUUGUAUGAAGCGUUGGCAGAUCAAUUAACUGACAUAGUUGUAAAUGCGGUACUUUGUGUCCGCAAGCCAGAAGAACCCAUUGAUCUUUUUAUGGUUGAGAUUAUGCACAUGCGUCAUAAGUUCGAUGUAGAUACACGUCUGGUUGAAGGUCUUGUUCUUGACCAUGGGUCCCGGCAUCCGGAUAUGAAGAGACACGCAGAAAAUUGCUACAUUUUAACAUGUAAUGUUUCAUUGGAGUAUGAAAAAAGUGAAAUAAAUGCUGGAUUUUUCUAUUCAAAUGCGGAGCAAAGAGAAGCGAUGGUGGCUGCAGAGAGGCGUUCAGUUGACGAAAGAGUGAAAAAGAUAAUCGAACUAAAAAAUAAGGUUUGCAAUGGAACUGAUAAUAACUUUGUGGUUAUAAAUCAGAAAGGAAUCGAUCCUCCAUCGUUGGAUCUUCUUGCUAGGGCAGGGAUAGUGGCUCUGCGAAGAGCCAAACGGAGAAAUAUGGAGCGACUGGUGUUGGCGUGUGGCGGGGAGGCGGUCAACUCUGUGGAUGACUUGACUCCCGAUUGCCUUGGAUGGGCAGGACUUGUUUACGAGCAUGUUCUUGGUGAAGAAAAGUAUACUUUUGUUGAAAAAGUAAAGCAUCCUCACUCUUGUACGAUUCUAAUUAAAGGACCAAAUGACCACACGAUUGCGCAAAUUAAGGAUGCCGUUAGAGACGGCCUGCGAUCUGUUAAAAACACUAUCGAGGAUGAAGCAGUUGUGUUGGGUGCUGGGGCGUUUGAGGUAGCUGCUCGCCAGCACUUGGUCAAUGAAGUCAAGAAAUCGGUUAAAGGGCGUGCUCAGCUCGGUAUUCAAGCCUUUGCUGAUGCUCUUCUUAUCGUGCCCAAGACACUUGCUGAAAACUCUGGACUCGACACUCAAGACGUCAUAAUUUCAUUAACCGGAGAGCAUGACAAUGGUAACGUUGUGGGGCUAAAUCAGCACACAGGGGAGCCAAUUGACCCGCAAAUGGAGGGUAUUUUUGACAAUUAUGCAGUCAAGCGCCAAAUUAUAAACUCCGGGCCGGUGAUUGCGUCCCAGCUGCUACUUGUGGAUGAAGUAAUUCGUGCUGGUCGGAACAUGAGAAAGCCAACAUAAGCUACUUGUUUGUGUCGUUCAGCCUACACUUUGAUUGAAUUGUUUUUUUUUUUUUUUUUUUUUUUUUAUUUCAGAUGUUGACACGUUGAAGUGUUAGCAUUUGAACUUUUGUUACACUGAAACCUUAAAAUACUUGAAUGAGAUAAUUGUCUUGGUACAUUUUAUCUUUCGAGAAGUAAAACCCUAAGGGCCUGUUUGGUUUGUAGA